Messenger RNA from Malurus melanocephalus (red-backed fairy wren), 1501 nucleotides. RefSeq names its product ADP-ribosylation factor-like protein 14. Gene Ontology annotation, biological process: vesicle-mediated transport; intracellular protein transport. The record is from RefSeq and is a predicted model, not a curated record. Gene Ontology annotation, cellular component: cytoplasm. The coding region runs from base 199 to 777 and encodes 192 amino acids. Lineage: Eukaryota; Metazoa; Chordata; Aves; Passeriformes; Maluridae. The transcript has a single exon. Gene Ontology annotation, molecular function: GTPase activity; GTP binding.
GCACCCUCCAAACCCUCCUGCCUUCUUAUCCAGUCCAUAAAAGCAGCGUGUGUUUGUGCAGAGGUUUGGCUGCUUCCGAGCUCAGAGCUGCCUCUUCUCCUGCCUCAGGACGAGGAAAGGCAGCAUCUUUCACAUCUCAGCUCCACGACACGGGGAGAUAUCCCAGCUCCAGGCUGGAGUUGGGAAUUCCUGGGAUAAAUGGGUCUCCAGCACACCAAAGCCUCGGUGAAGCGAGCCAACAUCGUGAUGCUGGGGCUGGAUUCUGCGGGGAAAUCCACGCUGCUCUGCAGGUUCAGGUAUAAAGAUGCUUUUCUGACAAUGCCAACCAUCGGCUUCAAUGUGGAUAUGAUCGAAGCAGGGAAGGAUUUCACGCUGACCUUCUGGGAUGUUGGAGGGCAGAAGAAAAUGAGAGAGCUCUGGAAAAAUUUCCUGGAGGACACAGACGGGCUGCUGUACGUGGUGGACAGCUCGGACAAGCGCCGGCUGGAGGAAUCACGGAGAGAAUUUGAGCUCGUUUUAAAGAACGAAUCUCUCAAAAACGUCCCAGUGGUCCUGCUGGCCAACAAACAGGAUUUGCCCGGAGCUCUGAACGCUGAGGAGAUCACCAGGAAGUUCAAGAUGAAGAAGUACUGCAGUGACAGGAACUGGUACGUGCAGCCCUGCUGUGCCAUCACGGGACAAGGGCUGGAAGAAGCUUUCCAGAGAGUGUCCACCUUUGCCAAGCAGUUCAGCAGGUCCAAGGAGACCUUCAGCCUGAAGGAAUUCAAUACCCUCUAAGAAUUUCUACCUUCCAAUUCUGGUGACUGUGAACAGAUUUUGUUGGACAGAUUAAGUCUGGAAAGACUGGAUUCUGGAGAAUUUUUACAUAUCAAUAUUUAUAAAGGACUUGGUAAAUAUUUAUAAAGAACUUGGACAAUGUGAAAUCCUGUUAUACCUGCAGAUACUUGAUGUACCUGAUGGGAUAUCUCAUACCUGAAAUAGGACUCUGUAGCACUUUAUUAUUAUUUUUUUAUUGACUUGGGCUUAUUCAGUUGAAAUUGAAUGAUGAGAAAGGGGCAGUUGAGCAGGUGGAAACAAAAUAGGUGAGCAGUGUUCAAGUUAUGCUUAAAUCAAUGCAGAUUGAAAUCAAUUUUGUUAAGGUGUAAACCAGCCAAGCUGCUCAGUCAGCAAUGACCCAAUAAUUGUAAUAAAUGCUCCAUGGAUGUUUUUCUCAUGUAAAAAUGGAGUGGGGUUAGAGCUUCAGCUCUCAGAGAACUUGCUGGAGGUUUCUGCAUCCUAGAAACAAUUCCUGCAGAGAUUGUGACGAGCAGGAUGUGCUCCUUGCCUGUGCCGUUGUCCCAGAUAUCCGAGUGCUGCUUCCCUCAUUCCUGCCCUGCUGGAUUUCCCUCUGGACAGGAGAUGGAGCCCAGUGUGGCCUCAGCACAGGGCAGAGCCAAACCCCAGGGUUUUGUGGGCAUUUCCAAGCAUGGAAGUUGUGGCUGGGGUCCUCCUGAGCCCCUAG